UUCCCCCAGGAUCCGGGGCUGAGCCCAACUUAGGACCUUCCCUGAGGGGGCCGAGCCAUUAGCGGCUGUCGCCUCAGCGGAGCCCCUUCUCGACUCCGCUGCAGGGCGGGCUUUCUCUCUUUCUCUUCCCUCCCUUUCCGCCGCCGAGCGAGAGAAGCAGAAACUGCAGCAAGUCCGGGAGGCAGAGAGGGAGCGGGAAUGCCGCCGCGCGUCGCCUCCGGUGGCCGGAGCUGCCCGUAGAUACCUCGUGAGGGGAGAAAAGAGGCGGAAAGCGGAGCCCGAGCCGCCGUUACCUCAAGUGGGCAUUGCGGCGCUGUGAGGCUCCAGAGGCGAAAGACCUAGGAGGCUGUUGUUGCGGUGGCGGCGGGGCUUGAAGCGGGCAAGGCAGUGCGCCUCGCUUCGGUAGCUUCGGCGGUGGGAACCCAACAUGCCUCCCUCUUCCUUGCCGCUGCCGUCGUCAUUGUCCUCCUCGCCGCCGCUCUCCCCGCCCGCCGCCUGAAGCGAGGGACCUUCCUCUUCCUCUUCUCCUCUGUCAGCCAAAGUUCCCAGACGGCCCCGACCCCACCCCAGGCGGCGGCGACGCAACAACAUGAGGCGCGCCGAGGAUCUGGAGGGCUUCGACGGGGAAGCCUCGAGCACCUCCAUGAUCUCCGGCGCCAGCAGCCCCUACCAGCCCACCACCGAGCCCGUCAGUCAGCGCCACGGGCUGCGCGGCCUCCGCUGCGACCCCGAUUACCUGCGGGGGACCUUCGGCAGGCUCAAGAUCGCCCAGGUGGUUUUGGCAUUGAUUUCCUUCAUCUGCAUAGAGACCAUCAUGGAAUGCUCCCCUUGUGAAGGCCUUUAUUUCUUUGAGUUUGUUAGCUGUAGUGCAUCGGUAGUUACUGGAGUUCUGUUGCUUAUGUUCAGUCUAAAUCUUCAUGCAAGAAUACCACAGAUCAACUGGAACAUUACAGAUUUGGUCAAUACUGGACUCUGCACUUUCUUCUUUUUCAUUGCAUCCGUAGUACUUGCUGCUCUAAACCAUAACAAAGGAGCAGAAAUUGCAGCUGUGAUAUUUGGUUUUCUGGCAACUGCAGUCUAUGCUGUGAAUUUGUUUUUAGCAGUUAAAAAUUGGAGAAUUAACAGUCGACAACAAAACACACGACAGACCAGUGAUUAUAUACGGGCUCGGACAGAAACCAGAGAAGUAGAUCAUCGCCCAGAGAUUCAGCGUCUGGAUGGGUGAAAAUUGCAUUCAAGGUGGGAUCCCCCAGAAGAAAAAAAAGCCUGCAGACUUUAAAAAUAAAUAAAUAAAUGUUCACUUUUAUAGGAAAUGAAGGAGGAGCAUGUGGUGGCCGUGAGCACUAGCAUGUACAAAGAGAGGGAGAGGGAUUGAGAAACAAUUGAUGUGAAGGCUAUAAUGACUGACCUUUUCAAAUGAAGAUACUUGUCCAUAAACAUGGAGGAGAAUGAAGACGAGGAUACAUCAGAGUGAAGAAUUGUCUUGGUGCGCAGUACUUUCUUGAGUUAGCAGGCCCAGAGAGAGGAUUGGUUUUCAGUCUACAUGUCCAUCAUCCAGUACAAACAUGACAAUUAACACUGGCAAUAGAUUGGUCUUUUGAAAAUUGAAUUUCCAAUAGUAGACAUAAUGCAUUGGGGGAGGAGAGAAACAGCAAUAACAUAAGUCAGGUAUUGAGUUACACAACCACUGUGUACAUUUCCUUAACAAGAUUUUCCAAUUAACUUUAGUUCUCAAACUCCUACAGUUCUAUUAUUUAUCUACAGUAGCCAGUCAUGUCAGACUUUUAGUUGAAGGAUUGGGUGGUGGAAAAUAGACUUUUGACCAAACAGAAAGUAUCAGAGCUCGCUCCAUUUGUGACCACAGCUAAGUAUGGACUGGGAUUUAACGCCUAAAUCCACUACACAUUCAUUUCCCUUUCCACUUUACAAGAGACCAAUAUGAAGUUGGCACUGAGCUUUAACAUUCAACUGUAGGAAAGCCUCAUUGUGAUCAGGUUUAAGAAAUGUUUGUGUUGCAUCUAUGUACUGCAGUAUUUCUGAAACUAUAUAGUUAACCUGAGAGCUUAAUUUGUUUGGCUUCAAAUUUUGAUUACCCAAAUUAGUUUGAUCUUCAUUUUUGCAGAAUUAAAAUAUUUUUACUAAUAUAGCUGAAGCUCCCUAAAUAAUAACUUUUUAGGCAUGAAAGCAGAUCUACAAAAUGUCUGAAUAAUUGUCCACAGAUGAAGACUUAUUUUUGCCAGUGAACAUUGACAGAGUAGCAGUUAUGUGGUCCAUUUAGUUUACAUACCAUUCUAUAUACCAUCCUAGUUUUCUUUCAGUCUUCUCAGCAGCAUUUGAUAGGGAAAAUAAUGCACUCUGUGGCUAGGGAAUUUGGAACCACUAAUUAGAGUCUCUCAUUAGCUUCUUGGUUCGUGUCUCUCGCAUCUGUUGUUUCGGUCAACCACAUGAUUAAUAUGUGAAGCCAUUCACAUGGCCAUAUCCAUUCUUUUCAAUAUGUUUCCCUUAUGAUGACGAGUGCAGUUAUUACUGGAGGUACAUUCUUUCCUAGGUCAUUUUGUGUGUCUGUGUCUUGAAGGCCAGAAAGUAGAAUGGUAAAUGUUGGCUGAAUGUCACUGAUUGUAGGAUGUGAGAUUCUCCUGGUUGAUGAUAUUGGUGAGUCUUCUUACGCUUUGUUUCCUAAUAUCCUUCUGGAUCCUAAAAGCUCAUACUUAAGCCUCUAAGAUAAUAAAACCCCUAGUUUCCUUUAGCUUUCCUACUCUUUGGAUGGGAACUUUGUUUAAAGUUGAGUAAUUCAAGAACACUGCUUGUUGCCAUGGCUGACUUCCUCAAAUAACAAGAGUGCAUUCAGUUUGCUGUCUGAUUUUUUUUUUUAAAAGAAGAGAAAUACUCAAGCUACCAAAAACCAUUUCUAUAGUUCUGCAAUGAUUUAGUGACCUUAAUUAAUCUUUUUUUCCCUAAGAGGUCUUGUGAUCUGUCACAAGUUAACUUGGAAAUGAAUGCAUUUAAUCUCCCAUUGGAAUGAGCACUUGAAAAAUACCUUUUGCUAUUUUUGAUGCUUGUAGAGCAGGUUCCCUUUUCAAUGUGUGAGAGAAAUCCUGUUUCCUGGUGAUGCUUCCAGUACAGCAUGUGGCUAUAUAUCUCCAUUUUAUGUAGCUAUUAUGGCCAGUAACUCUUGUCAUUUUUGUCAGCAUCAAAGGAAAGCAUGUUCUAAAGCUUUUGGUUUAAUGUGUGGUACUUUUUUUAAAAAAAAAUGCUUGCUGAGGAGGAGGACUUAAAUUUGCAGAUGAAUGAAUUUGCAAUUUCCGCUAAAAUGUUUUUUGGGAUCAAAGAGUAGCUAUACAUUUUUAAAUUGGGGACGCAUUUACAGUUUGAAAGAGAUGGGUUUGAUAUGAUGGUGGAUAUUUAAUAUAAAAAGGUUGUAUAUUUUGUGGUACACUUUAUCAAUGCAGGCAUUUCUGAGCACAGACUGAUGGGACAUUUUGAGAACAUUUCUGUUUUGAAUUUUCCCUGCAGUGUCUUUGAUACUAUGGUGAGGUUUUGCCUUUAGGAUUUUAUUUAGACACAAAGACCAGGAUCCUAAGAAUUAUGCAGAUAGUUCGACAUUUUCAAGGAGUCUGACCCUGUAUUGCUUGAAAAGCGAAUCUGGGAGGCAUCUCAAAAGCAGUUUGUAACAUGACCUGCUGUUUAAAGAACUAAAGCACAAGAUUCUACUGAUAAGAAUCCUGCUUAGUUUUUGUCCAAAGUACUUAUGUCAAAGCUACGGGGUGUCCCCCUGCUUGCUUCACUUGCCAACCCUCUCGCCCUCAGUUUCCCUCUCCAGGAUUAUGAUGUAUUUUUUUCUUCUUCAGAUUCUGAACCCAAAAGAGAGUCACAGAUAGGAGUGUAAUCAUCGGGGAUUGUAGGGGGAAGGUCAUAGACCCUUUACUGUUUUGGGAGCAGGGUCCUAGCCAGGUCCCUAUACAUGAGCCAGUCUGCAUGAAAAGGGAGCAUUUUAGCCACUGAGAAGAGUCCUUGUCCUUUCAUGCUGAUUGGAACCAGUCAGAGUGAAAGGAGGUGAGUCAGCCCCUGAGAAGAUUCUUCUUAAUAGCUAACACACAGCCUCCCCUUUCAUGCUGAAUGGCUCCUAGGGAUGUCUGUUUUAGUGGAAUGUGAACUUGCAAGAUGACAGGGAGAGCAAGGGAGAUGAGGAAAAGGGUGUGUGACUGUGAUGAGGCAUGGCGUGACUAUCAUGAAGAGAUCCUGCACUACACUACCGGCCACAUAUCUCCCCCUCAAAGACCACCCUUGCCUCCCCCCAAUAUAUAUCAUCUUCCCCCUCCGCCUGUUACCCUUUCUUUCCCUCUCUCUCUCUCUCUCUCUCUCUCUCUCUCUCUCUCUCUCUCUCUCUCUCUCCUGUGAGAAAAAGCAUCCUUCAGUUCCAGGGAGGGAUGGAGGACAAUUACCCUCCCCGUCCUCCUCCCCUGAGGUUACCCAUUUGGGCUUUAAGGUGGUUUCCUGCAAGAGCUGGCUUCCAAGCCUUGACUCUGUCUGUGUGUCUCAUGUGCCCCCUACUGUCUCAGACUGUCAUCACAGUGUACUGGUUUGUUGCCACAAAUAUUAUAGAGAUGGAAAAAUGAGAUAAGGAUGUCUGAACAACUUGCAGAUAAUAAGUGGAUAUUUUCUUUCAGGUUUGCAAACCUUAUUAAUUCAACUUGUUAUAUUCUAAAGUACUGGCUUAAGGGUAAUCUGACUUAGCUGUACAAGCCUUGUGGUCUGUAUGUCUUUGCUUGUUUUCUGUUGCAACAUCUUUAAUGUCAUAAAAUCUAACAAGCAAUGAGGUGCUGUGUUUGAAUGACUGGAAUAUGUGUGCGUGUCCUAGUACAGCAAUUAUUAUAUUUUUCACUCUAUUAUACAUGUGUGCUCAUCUGUCUAACUAAUACAUUGCAAUCUGCAUAGUGCUGGACAGUGCCCUAUCUUCACAGUGCCCACUGAUGUAAGAGAUUUGCGAUAUAUACCUUGAUUAGCUUUCUGUAGCUCCCAAUGAGUCAAAAACCAGACUUUGCAUUCUCUCUAGGACAAAUGCCUGGGACAAAUUUGUCCUUGUGGAAAUGGCUCAGUCCCUGCAAUGUAACUUUAAAAAGCAUGAUUGAAUCUGCCCAAAACCAAAUAACCCACUUAUAAAGUUUGAUAUUAUGGAAUUUGGUGCAUGUAUCAAUCACGCAUGUGGUAUAGUGCCUGUCUUCAUCUGUCCUGCAAGCAGGGCUGAACGCCUUUUACCAAUUGAUGGUAUCUGAAUAACUCUUUCCCCCUCCAUUUGGACUUCUCCAAUCCCUUCCUUACCCAUUUGUCAUCAUUUUGUUUUGCCAAGUUUAAUGUGUUUGGGUUUUUUAUACAUAGUUUGUACAGUAGCCUUGAUUCUUAUAUUUAUAGUACAGGACUUUGCAUUUUCAGCAUUGAGUUAAUUUCUUCCUUAUGGUUUGCACGGAAAAAGUUAGUCAAUGCAUUUUAAAGGCUUGCUGUCAGCCUUUGUUUCAUAAUUAAUUAUGAAGACAUAAGUACCCAAGGCAACAUCCAGAUCUUUUAAAAAGAGUUUAGCUUCUGUAGUUAGGGCUGGUCCCUACAGCUGUGCUAAUAACUUCUAAGUAAAAAACAAGAGGUUGGAAUGAGAUAUACUUUUUUUUUUUACAGCUGCAGAUGAUUUUGUGGAAAACAGUACACUUCUGUAGUAGUUUAAUUCAGGUGUCUUGAGAGGAACAGAAAUAGAUGGCUUGAAGGAAAUAUGGCUUAUCUGAUGACUUUUUAAUAUACAUUCCACAAAGCUUUUACUCUGGAGUAAGGAUGGGGGGAAAGUUUAAUUCAGUUCGCAUUUGAAACCAAAUUUAUCAAAUUUGCACUUUCUGAAACAAUAUGAGAACCAAAAACACAGCCACCUUUCAGAUUUUGCACUUAUCUGAAUUUUGUGCUGGGAGUUCUCCAACCAACCCAUGUUUACAAAAAUGCAUGUUAUAGAGGAAAGGGUGCGUAAUAUAAAUAUGUUAGUGAAAAUAACAUACACAAAUGCAUAAUAUUAGGAGAAAAUGCUUGCAAAAAUGUGUAAAUUGUAUUGCAUACAAAAAUGUGUUAGGAGAAAUUUACCUUUUUAAAAUUAUGAAGAAUUUUAAUGGGGAAUUUUUAAAAAAAUCUCAAAUUGUUGCAGGAAUGUGGAAAACUGAAUUUAUGAUUGGAGAAAUGAGAAACCGAGAGAAUCAAAAUGGGUAGAUCCUUCCAUCUCUACUUUGGAGUUGUCUUAUUCAAAUUUAAGGGCAUAAGACUGUUCUGAAGCACAAGACUUAGAUAGUAACUUUUAGAAAAAUAUGUUUCAUUCACAAAUAUAUAAUAUGAAAUCUCCCGAUUCUUGAAGUGGGCCUUUUAGGAAAGGUACAAGAAGCUGCAGGAGAUGUGCAAGGUCCUAUCUUGAUCUCUCCUACUAAGCCUGGCCCUUAGCUACGUCCUAACUGGAUCAGGAGGAAAAACCUGUUAAUAUAACAUAAUAUUAUAAUAUAAUAUAACUAUGUGCUACCACACGUACUGUAUUGAUUGAUGGACUGAUGCAGUGUAUGUGUGCGCAGUUUUUCCUUCCGUUAGACAUUAAGGUCAAACAUGUUUUUUCUCCUAUUUAUCUCUCUGGCCCUAUGCAUAAGACAGGAGUCAUGAGCUCUGCCAACAACUCAUCUUUAAUUUUCUUUCGACUACAAUCAUAUACCCAUGUACUUGGACAUAAACUCCAUUGAGCUUAGUGGGACACUUUUGAGUAGACAUGUUUAUAGGAUGAAUUGACAAUUAUGGGGAGGCUCAUCUCUUUUGUAUGUUUGCAAGAGAUGCUUUCUGUUACAGAGUGAGAGACUUCCCUGUCUAAACAUUUCAAUAAAACUAGAUGGACCCUGACACUUUCAGGGCCAAAUAGUCCACACUAUAACAUCUUAGUUCUCAUUUUUGUUCAAAACUAACUUCAUUUGUCCAGUAUUUCAGACUUGAAUGUGUAUUGGUACUCCCUUGUUGCGUGUUGUGGACGCUUAGUGCAUUCUUGCACUGCUAUUAGUGCACCUUUUGGUGAAAGUUUGCAGGUGUGUGUGUGUGUUUGUGCAUAUUUUUGUUACCUUAGUGAUUCUUGGAUAACUCCCAUACACUUGCUCAACCUGGAAUAAAUGAUGCACUUAAGUUGUCUUCUGUGGACAAAUUUCUCCUCAUCUGCAUUAUUGUGGAUGGAACCUAUUUGUAUAUAUUGAAGUUUAUGUAACUGAUAUACUAAUAAUGAAAAGGUAACCUGUAUAUUUAUUAUUCAUUGUAUCAUCCCUGUUCGGAUUUGAGACGUUGACACUUGUUUUGCCUUUUCAUACUUCUUGACAAACAAGACCUAGUCUCACCUAGGGUGACUUUGUGUGUGUAUGUGUGUUGUAAGUACUACUCAAAUCAAAUAAAGAUCCUACACACAAACACUCUUUUAUAACCAUGAAUGACUAACACAUUUUAGUUUCUUUAAGUUUCUGUUAAAUACCAGCCUUAAUGAAAUCAUCAGGCUUUGCUUUGGUCUGUGCCCUAAAGGUUCUGCUUUCCAGGUAGAACUUGAAAUGUAUAUGCCAGUUGUUCUGCCAUGUCCAAGAUCCAUUUUUUUUUAGCAGGAAGUACAGGUGCUUUGGCAAAAGACCCUAGUUGAUCUGCACAGAAAGUAAAAUGGGUUUGUUGGGUUAGUGGUGGAAUCAAAUUGAAGCAGGCAGCAAAGAAGUACAGUAGGGCCCCGCUUAUACGGCGGGUUAGGGACCAGGCCCCUGCCGUAAAGCGGAAAUCACUGUAAAGCGGAACCCAUAGACUAUAAUGGGGCCGUUGCGUGAAAAUGUCGCAAAAUGCUGUAAAAUCGGCUUUAAAAAGGGGAAUUUCCCGCUGCCGCAUUAGCGGAACGCCGGAAUGCGAAGUGCCGGUAAGCGGGGCCCUACUGUAAUACCUAAAUUAUGUGCCAGCCCAAGGCAGUACUUUGAAAGCAGUGGCACUAGUGGGUGAACAGGUUGCUCUUCCUUCUAAAACAGUUUCAAAUAUGUACUAAGGUUGUAUUUCCACACAUUUUGCUUUUCAAGGGACUGGCUCUGAAAACCAGUAAGUUUGGGGUCUAAAUUUCCAUGUCUAGUUCAAAUAGAGGUAAUCUGUGUCUCAGUUGUCCUCCUAUUAACUGAUGCUGUGCUCCGCCAGACUUGUUUCAUCAACCAAAACUCCUGUGACCAAAAAUGUUGUUGCAUUUGUGGUAUUUCUCCUUCAGGAUGAGUUUUGUGACCUAUGGAAGCCUGUGUAUUGAAAAUCAAAAUUUUGAUUCCUUUCAAAUGCUAAGUUGCGUAGUGUGUAAAGUACUCUUUGUAUUAAAACCAGAAAGUUGCUAUUAAUGUUCUGCUUAGAGCAUGUCUAGGUCAAUGUCAAUGAUGGGAUGCUCAGAAAUAGUUGCAGAAAAAUCUUUAGGGUUAAUUCAGAGUUAACUUUUCGAAUUGGCCAGCUCCUUAGUUAGGCAGAAUGGAUCCAGUUUUCUUUUUUUGGUAGGCUGCUGUUGCCCUCAAUUAUUCUCUUGAUUUAUUGGGUACUGUAAAGUAACUCAAACAUUCCAACUAAGUACAGAAGAGAGUUAAGAGAAUCCAACACCUAGAACAUACCAUUAAACACUCUUGGAAGCAAGUCCCAUAGACUUUAAAUGUUCUUACUUCCAAAUAACUCUGGUUAGUCAUGUGCCUAGGCAUACAAUACCAAGCACACACUGAAAAAACAAUAAUAAUUGAAAUGCCUAGGACUUUAUAGUAAAUGUGCUUAGAACUGAGGUUAGAAAGUUGUUCCAGUUGCCACCUUGGUGCAGGCUCUACAGGCCCUGCUGUUGACAUGUCAAACUGGCUUCAUCCUGGGCCUUUAAUGUAAGGCACGUAUAUCAGUCAGUUUUCAUAGCUGUUUUAGCAGCAAAUCACAGCACCGUUACACUAAUAAAAUCUACUAGCAAGAUGGUAUAGUUACCACAUAGAGAUUUUUGCCAUAAUCCCAUUACUUUGGUCUCCAGGCUGGUGCCACCUUCUGAGCAUUCCAGAAUCUGCAUUCAGAGGAUUUAUGCUGCCUUUCUGGUUUAGCACUGGAAAGUAAUUAAUUUAGGCCCUCAGGAAGCUCUUUCCUGUGCAGAGACACUCAUCUGGCUUCACUAUUUGUGCUGUGAAACCUUUUAAAAAAUGUGUUCAACCACUCCCUAAAUCUUUAUAGAGACCAGUAGUAAUCCAUGCACUUCCUUUUUAUUUGCAAUAUUAGUAUACAUUUUCUAAGUUUCAAGAUGAAGGAUUGUAAUAAUUUUUACUUUAUUGUGAUACUGAAGGCAAUCACUAAAGCGCUGCUUGAUCUUGUCUGUUUUUAAAUUUAUUCUUAAGUGGUGUACUUGUAUAAGUUUUGCUUUGUAUAUUGGCAUGAUUUUUUUGGUAAUUUACAGUUUAAUGUGGCUAUCCUUUUGCAUUUUUAUCAAUGCUAAUAUUUCCUCUGUUCUUUUUGGUACACCAAGAUACUGAGCUCUACAAAAAAAAAUAUCAUGGUACAUGUCUGUUUUCAUAGUGUUUUUAAAAAAAAUCUGUAUUUUUGUAUGUAGGGAAAACCAUAGGUUUUCUGAAUCCUAAUCUUGUAUGGAAUCAUUGUAAUGGAUUUGUUUAAUAAAUGG
Rhineura floridana is the source of this 9676-nucleotide messenger RNA. It is a transcript of the gene CMTM4, whose product is annotated as CKLF like MARVEL transmembrane domain containing 4. Gene Ontology annotation, cellular component: membrane. Lineage: Eukaryota; Metazoa; Chordata; Lepidosauria; Squamata; Rhineuridae. The transcript has 4 exons. Bases 590 to 1225 code for a protein of 211 amino acids. The record is from RefSeq and is a predicted model, not a curated record.